UUUAAAAUACAAAGUUAGUGUCCUAUUUGCCAUGUUUACGACCCUGGGUGCAGUCACUAUUUAAGAUCCGCUCAAGCAUUGACAUCGGUGCAUUAUGAAGAUCCACGUUUUGUGUCUGUUUCUUUUGCUGGGUCUUACGACCACAUCUUCAGAGAAAACGGUGUACAAGGUCACCACGAUUCUUAAUAAACCUUUUGUAACUCAAAAGGUUGGAAAUCCUUCAGAAUUCCAAGGCCUUAUACCCGAUUUGUUGAAGAGGAUAGAACCAAUUAUUAAUGUAACCUUUGACAUUAAACAUGUAGGAGAUUUCAAGUACGGCUAUCAGGAUAGGGAUGGGAACUGGACUGGUAUGAUAGGAGAACUUGUAAAAGGGGUAGCAGAUAUUGCUGCAGCGUCCAUUACCGUGACAGCAGAGCGAGCAACCGCCAUCGACUUUUCGCAUCCCUUCAUGGAAUCGGGAAUUUCCAUUGUUCUUAAGCGCCCUAUUGCGAGGGGGUGGCAGGCUAUAAAGGGUUAUGUCUCCUUUCUAGAGCCAUUUACCGUCGGAGUUUGGAUCGCCUUGCUCUUCUCCUGUUUAAUCAUUCCCAUUCUGUACGGAUUGAUUAUGCAUUUUGACCCUAUGGAAGAUGAAGCUGAAACUUCUUUUCUGAAGAAUAUUGCCCGAGCAGUUCCUGUUGUCUUCUACAGAUUUUGCUUACAAGGAAGUCUUGCGCCAUCCAAAUCUACCUCCAGGGCUGCGAGAGUUGUACUUGCCUUUUGGUCUUUGUUUCUAAUCAUUUUGUAUGCCACCUGGGCAUCAGCCUUUGCUGUAUUCAUCAUGGAAGGAAAACGACAACUUCCGGAAUCUCCCCUCCAUUCAUUUUCCGAGCUAUCGAAACAAACUUCUGUGAAAUUUGGAACAGUUAAAGCAGGAUCCACUUAUAGAUACUUCACAAACGCCUUGGAUGAGGUGGAUAGCCAAAUUGGACAACAUUUGAAAAACAAUCCAGAUCAACUGGUCAAAAGUACAGAAGAUGGAAUUAAACGAGUUCGAAACAGCAACGGCGAUUAUGCGUUUAUAACAGAAGAAAUAGGAGCUAGGCUAAUUGCAGGACAAUUGCCGUGUGAUCUAAUGCUAAUUCACCAUUCUUUUAUACGUAAGUCGUUUUCUUUCGGAUGUGCCAAAAACACUAGCACAUGCAGAAAUCUAGAUAUCGCCAUCAUUAAGCUGAAGACAGAUGGAGUGAUUCAAGAACUAAUAGAUAAAUGGCUGAAUGAGGACGACGUCUGUGACACAGAUUUCUAUGACGAUUAUUUGCUGUACAUUAAGUCUUUCAACAGCAAGAAAGACGAGUCGGGAUAUCUUUUUAAGGGUAGUGCUUUGGGUAUGGAUAAGGUUGGAAGUGUAUAUGUUCUACUUGCCAUAGGAAUCGUUCUUUCCGUUUGUUUGUUGGUCUUCGACAUCUGCACGGAGAGAAGGGUGCAGAAAGCAGUGUCUAGAAGAGGAGGGACAGACAAACAACCAUUUGAAGCUAUUACAGAUGACAUGCAAUAAUUCUAAGCAACCAUGAUAACCUGCACUAAACAGUAACCGUUGAUCAGAAAAGACUUAAUUUUAACAUGAUGAACCGAUGGUUUAAUUAGUAUUGUUUAGAAAACUGCCCUGCUUGUGCCAUGUACAUGUAGAUAUAGAUACAGCCAAUGAUUUAACGAUUUGCUAAAGACUGCAUAAUUAUUAUAAUAAUUAAUGAAUGAAAUUGUUAAAAACAGACCGAGGGUUUAUUAUUAGAAAUUUACAUGCAUUUUAAAGAUAGUGUUUUUUUUUCUCCUUUUCCCCUCUCUUUUCUUUUCUUUUUUUUUUAAUGCGAAAUGUGCAUGUUAAAAAUAUUUGCCCAUGAAUUCCUUCCUUACACUGAAUGAAAUUGUAACAAAGUCUUUCUGCGCAUGCAUGUUAAGUUUUAAAUUUUUGCCUCCCCUUUUUUAAUCCUUGUACACAUGCAGUACUUUACCAAAGCUGAUAUUCUGUUUUGUCCUGGAGAGUUGCAAAAAAAAAAAAAAAAAAAAAAAAAAAAAAAAAAAAAAAUCCCCUUUUUUCCCGAGUGAACUAGAUUGCUUUCCUCCUUUUAAAAGGCUGGCAUUGUAAGCAUUAAUGUAACGGCACUUUUAAAAAGAUUUGUUUUAUACGUUCUCGUUAUAUUUCAUUCAAUUAUGCUUGCCAGUUAGGUUAAAAUCCUUUUCAUAUGGUCGAGUGUGUAGUAGAUAAAGAAGUAGAUGACAUUGAGUGCACAGAAAAAGUUAUAAUCAUUAAUGCUGUACUUGGUUAUUGUAAAAAAGGUCUCAAAAAAGUGUGUGAAAAAGAUUGUGUUUAAUGAUUGAAAUAGAAGUUUAUUAAUAUAGUCUAACAGAAGAUGAAUGCCACCUGUAUGCUUUUGCUUUAUUUUCAUUGUAUGUACAUGUAUAUAUGAACGUAUGACAAGUUAGGCUUUGAAAGGUUAUUCAAAUUAAGUCUUAAUUAACACUAACUGUGAUUAAAAUUGAUCGAGAUAUGCUUAACUCCUUGUUUAACUGUUGCUUCACCCUUAUGUAAAAAAAAUAAUUUAAAGGGAAAUUUGGGCAAAUCAAGGAUCAAAUUUUAAUCAGAUUGCUUAACAGGCCUUGACAAGGAUCCUGUCUGAAGGUCAUAAGAGUAAUAUUAUACAUACUAGUAGUUUUCUUACAACAAAGCAAAUUAUUUCUUCAAAUCACUUUUUUUUUCAAAAGAAAAAAAACUGUUAUCGAUAUUAACUAUUAACUAUGGGUUAAUAUUAGAGCGAUACAGGUAUAUAAUCAUCGUUACCUAGUACAAUCUCCCUUAUUAAACUCUUUCAUGAUUUUUAUUUAAUUUCUAAUGCUUGUUUAUAUCAUUUAUUUAAAUUUCUAAUGCUUGUUUAUAUCAUUUAUUAAAAUUUCAUAUAUUUUCA
Molecule: messenger RNA, 2939 nt
Organism: Saccostrea echinata
Lineage: Eukaryota; Metazoa; Mollusca; Bivalvia; Ostreida; Ostreidae
Product: glutamate receptor 3-like
Exons: 7
Coding region: 95-1534 (479 amino acids)
Cellular component (GO): plasma membrane
Molecular function (GO): glutamate-gated receptor activity
Source: RefSeq, a predicted model, not a curated record